AUGGUCAUUUGCGAGGAAGAAAUGUCAGUAUACAUUCAAAAUGGACUAAGAAAAAUUGCUCCAUAUUAUAACGCAAGAUCAUCAUUCGUCAAAGGAAGAUGGUUCGGAAAAUCAUUAACCCAGGUGUUCAUCGACGAGUUCUCCCAAUCGCAAGAAGAAGCCGAAGCAAAAAUUGCCGAGGGAUCCAUCAAACUUCUGAGAGAGGGCAAGCCGCUAAAUGGAAAUCCUGUCAUCAAGAAUAAAGAUAUCUUGGUCACAUACCAACACAACCAUGAGCCUCCCGUGAAAUACUGGGGACCACCUAUUACGGACGAAAAACACGUAGUCGGAAUUCCUGUGGUUCAUCAAAAUGAAGAGCUUUUGGUCAUCAACAAACCAAGUGGAAUUCCUGUUCAUCCAACUGCUUAUUUUUACAAAAACACCCUAACGGAAUUAUUAAGAGAUCAUUUGGGUUAUCCAGUACAUCCAUGCUAUCGUUUAGACAAGAUCACCUCUGGUUUGCUAAUUCUCGCAAAAAAUCCUUUGGAAGCCAACAGGGUGCAGUCCAAAAUCAGAGAUCGCGAUAUGAAAAAAUAUUACUUAGCUAGAGUGAAUGGAAGGUUCCCAGAUACAGCAGUCGAUAAGUCACCAAUAUACACAUGUGAUUUGAGAAUACGUUCAGAACCUUUUUCCCAGCUGAAAGAUGCACACACAGAGUUUGAAUUGAUGAAGUACGAUGCUAAGAAGGACGAAUCUAUUGUCCUGUGUAAGCCAUUCACCGGCAGAACCCAUCAAAUCAGAAUCCAUUUGGCAAGAUUGGGCCACCCUAUUGUGAAUGAUCCUUUCUACAAUUUGAAAAAUUCGACAUAUCCUUUGAGAUCAAGAUUCAUUAUUGAAACCCCAGAUUGGACCCAACUGACAACGGAAAGAAUUGAAAAAUUGAGGAAACGUUUUGAAAUGGAACUUGAUGAUGUUUGGGAUGAUUUGAAUGAAGACCAACCAAGAUGCGAAAAGUGUAAUGAAGAAAUGCCAAAAGAUCCUACCCCGGAAUCACUAGAGCUUUAUCUACAUGCAUGGAAAUAUCAUGGUUUAGACAUUGAAUUCGAAACAGAGCUACCAUCUUGGGCUGCCGUCGACGAGUAA
Messenger RNA from Kluyveromyces marxianus DMKU3-1042, 1122 nucleotides. It is a transcript of the gene PUS6, whose product is annotated as pseudouridine synthase PUS6. The record is from RefSeq and is a predicted model, not a curated record. Gene Ontology annotation, molecular function: RNA binding; pseudouridine synthase activity. The transcript has a single exon. NCBI's taxonomy places the organism in Eukaryota, Fungi, Ascomycota, Saccharomycetes, Saccharomycetales, Saccharomycetaceae. Gene Ontology annotation, biological process: pseudouridine synthesis. The coding region runs from base 1 to 1122 and encodes 373 amino acids.